Solea solea (common sole) is the source of this 2605-nucleotide messenger RNA. RefSeq lists its product as uncharacterized. The record is from RefSeq and is a predicted model, not a curated record. Lineage: Eukaryota; Metazoa; Chordata; Actinopteri; Pleuronectiformes; Soleidae. The transcript has 10 exons.
CCCAGCCUUCCCAACUUACUGGUGAACGACAGGAACUGUGUUAAGUCUUCAUCGAGGAGCCGGAGGGACGCGUUCAUGAGAAUUCCCAGUCAUUUUCCGUCUAUUUUUAUUUUUGAUUUAGUUUUUGUUGGUCUUCGCAGCAGAUUGAAACAAACCUGUGUGUCUGGGCAUGUAUUACAGUCUUCUCUUGGCUUCGGCGCUGUUGUUUUUUUGCACACCGUCAGGUGAAUCCACCGAGAGCGUUUCUCCACAGAACCUUCAUGGUCCGGUGAAGAUCCGGGUCUUGACCGGUAGUUUCGCAGUUCUACCCUGUGCGUUCAACACUACCACCAGUCCUGGCUUCCCGACGACAGUGGAGUGGUCCAAGAAAGACCUGAAGGACGACAUCGUCUUUUUGUACCGCGAUGGCCGCGAAACGCACGAGAUGAAGAACCCCGCCUUCGAGUACAGGACGAACUUCAUCCUGAAGUUGCAGAAAUACGGAAAUGUCUCCCUGAGGAUCUCAGAUGUCCGGCUGUCUGAUGCUGGAACUUACCUGUGCAAAAAGCUGUGGAAGAGUUCGCUUCGUGACAUCACAACGGUGGAACUCGAAGUGGCUGCGGUUUCUGAGCCAAAACUCUCAAUGGUUUCUGGGGAGCGUGCCGGCGUGACUGUGCAGUGUGAGGUGGGCUGCUGGCUGCCCGAACCUGAGAUCAGGCUUCUGGAUGAUCGAGGAAAUGAGCUCCCUGCUGAGAACAAGGAAAAAGGAGAAAUAACAGCUGGUGGAUGUUACACGGUGAAACGAAGAGUGACCCUCCAAGAUGCAACCAGCAGUGUCCGCUGCGAAGUUUGGGAAUCACAGUUCAACCAGUCCAGGGACACGGAAAUCUACAUACCAGCCAACUGCCUGGCAUCCUCCAAUCUGCUGUUCAUCAUCGGAUGGACUCUUUUUGGCAUACUGGCGUGUGCAUUAUCUGCAGUAUGUGUCAUGUGGCUCUGGAAGAAAUUCUGCAAAAGGGUCUUGUGUCUUUGUCUUCACGCAGGAGAGGAACAGAAACUUCCAGUGAUUCGGCACUCUUCCAGUGAAAGUAUUGACAUUGGUAAAUCUGAAAAGCAGUCGCUGCUGGAGCAAAACCACAUUGUUGAUCUGCUGACCAAGGAGAACGAGAAGCUCAAGUCAGAGCUUGAGAAGGCCAACAGCCAGCUGCAGAGAAGAGACAAACCUCAACCUGGUCUAGCUGGCAAACAGGUGGUUUGCCAGCUAGACCAACCAAUGGUUAACUCUUCAACACCUUGUAACAAACGUCCAACAUUACCCAACCAACCCCAAAGCAUGCGUCCAAAACCCGCAGUCCAAAGGCAGAAGAGCAAUCCCGGACCCCCCCGCCCAAUCCAAAUAAGCCAUCGCAACAUCAGUAGUCCGGAUCUGUACUCGGGUAACACUGCAGCAUCCUCCGUUUCUCCUUCAAGAGGCGUCACCACAGAGUCAAAACGACAACGUUCUAUGAGCGAUGGUUUCUCUAGUCGUGAUUCAUACCCCCGAAGGCUCCAGCGCAGACAGUCCUUUGGGACUCCGUCGUCAGUCCUGUCCAACAACCCGUACGGUCCACUAGACAAACUGAACGAAGAGUCUGACGGGUGAAUGUCUUGAGAGGAUAAGCCUGCUGCAUCUUCUGAUGCUAAACACCUCUCCUGGGGGGUGUGGUUUUGUCAGACGGGAAGUUCAGAGCUGAGCUUGAGUCUGUCCAUCAGUUCUCAGGGGCACACGAUGCAGCUGACACCGUUCUGCCUGACGCUGGGUCGCCUUUCUUUACUUCCUUCCUUUCUAUGUUUUCCUUAUUUUCAUCUACCCUUCCUUCCAUCCUUCCUUCCAUCCAUCCCUGCAGCGUGUCUGCGAAUCACCCCGGACACGUCCCAGUUCUAUCGCUACUCCUCCGUUUCCCUGAGCUGCGUCCAUCACUCCAACGCGUCGGGCUGGAAGGUGAAGAGGAAUACCUCGGAGGGCGGAGUCACACUGUGCUCUUCCAGCUGGGGCGCAACCUCCUCGGGCUCGACUUGCACCAUUGGAAACGUCUACUCACUGGACAGCGGCACCUACUGGUGUGAAUCUACAGACGGGAAACAGAGCAAUGGCAUCCACGUCAACGUCUCAGACGGGUCUGUGAUCCUGGAGAGCCCGGCGCUCCCGGUGGCCAUGGGAGCGACCUUGAUUCUGCGCUGCAGAGCUCAGGGGCACCCGCCCAACAGCCUGUUUCAUUUCUACAGAGAUGGCCGCCUGAUCAGCAGCGGCUCCUCAGAGAUGACCAUCUAUAACGUUUCCAAGUCCGAUGAGGGACUCUACAAGUGCCGCCUCUCUGGAGGCAAAGAGUCACCGUCCAGCUGGCUGAACGUCGACGCAUCACAUCCUUCUUCAUCCUCACAACCACCUGCAGCUUCAUGUCCACAUUCUGUCCUUAGACUGAUGUGUCACCUGCUGGUGGGAACUCCGUACCUGCUGUCCACCAUCUUACUUGCGCUCAUAUACAGAGACAGGAAGAGAGGUAGCGUGUCGUUCCACUUUGGCAAGCCAAUUACCAAGAGUUGUUCAGAGCUACAGACUGAGAAAUGUAUUUACAAACAUCAUUGA